AUGGAAGAAAUGGAUAAUUGUAAUGAGACUGCAUCAAUUCAAGUAACUGAAUUCAUUCUCAUGGGCAUCUCGAAUCAUCCUGACCUACAGAUCCUACUUUUUCUUGUGUUCCUCAUCAUCUAUAUAUUCAGCUUGGGGAAUCUAGGUUUGAUUAUCUUGACCAAGAUUGAUUCUCGCCUGAAAACCCCCAUGUACUUUUUCCUCCGGAAUCUGGCAUUUAUUGAUCUUGGAUAUUCCACUGCGAUUGGUCCCAAAAUGUUGGUUAAUUUUGUAGUGGAAGAAAAUAUCAUAUCUUAUACUGGAUGUGCAACUCAGCUAGUUAUUUUUAUAACAUUAAUAGUAAGUGAGCUUUUUAUGUUAUCAGUGAUGGCCUAUGAUCGCUAUGUAGCUAUCUGUAAUCCCCUACUGUACAUGGUCAUCAUGUCAGACAGAAUGUGCUAUCUCUUAGUGGCCAUUCCAUAUCUCCAUAGCUCCUUUGUUGCACUGUUGACAACAAUUAAGAUUUUUAAUUCCUCUUUUUGGAAAUCUAAUACAGUUAGUCAUUUUUACUGUGAUAGUCUCCCCCUCUUAACUAUCUUAUGCAAAGAUGCAAAGGAUGUAGAAUUAUUCAUUCUGAGCCUUUCUGCUUUUAAUUUGGUUUUCUCUCUUUGGGUUGUUCUUGUUUCAUAUAUACUCAUUCUUAUGACCAUCCUCAGGAUGAACUCUGCUGAAGGCAGACGCAAAGCCUUUUCCACCUGUGGCUCCCAUCUCACAGUGGUGGUUGUAUUCUAUGCGACACUAACUUUUAUGUACUUGCAACCCAAGUCUAGUCAUUCCUUUGAUACAGACAAAAUGGCAGCUGUCUUUUAUACCCUGAUCAUUCCCAUGCUUAACCCAUUGAUCUAUAGUUUGAGAAACAAGGAGGUGAAAGAUGCCUUGAAAAGAGUCCUAGAGAAACAAUGCAAGUGUCUUCUUUAA
Messenger RNA from Antechinus flavipes (yellow-footed antechinus), 957 nucleotides. Its product is annotated as olfactory receptor 8K3-like. Gene Ontology annotation, molecular function: G protein-coupled receptor activity; odorant binding; olfactory receptor activity. Gene Ontology annotation, biological process: G protein-coupled receptor signaling pathway; sensory perception of smell. Gene Ontology annotation, cellular component: membrane. Lineage: Eukaryota; Metazoa; Chordata; Mammalia; Dasyuromorphia; Dasyuridae. The record is from RefSeq and is a predicted model, not a curated record.